CAGCCUAGCGGAGGCUGCAAAGGCGGGUGGCUUUGGUGGCUGGAGGCGCAGCGAGCGGCUCAGCAGCUGGCCGCGAGCAAGUGCGCAGUGCCCCCACGGAACUUCCCCGCAGCCGCCCCGGCGGCACCCGCCCGUCCCCCUCCAUGUCCCGCAAGGCGAGUGAGGACGUGGAGUACACGCUGCGGAGCCUGAGCAGCCUGAUGGGCGAGCGGCGCCGCCGGCAACCGGAGCCGGGGGCACCGGGCGGGGAGCGCAGUCUGCUGGCCGCCGCCGAGUCGGCCACCAGCCUGCAGGGUUCGGAGCUGGAGCGUGCCGCACGGCGGCAGUUCCAGCGCGAAGAGACCCCCGCCUUCGUGUACGCGGCCGCCGCCUUCUCGGCGCUUGGCGGCUUCCUGUUCGGCUAUGACACCGGCGUGGUGUCGGGGGCCAUGCUGCCGCUGCGGCGCCAGAUGCGCCUGGAUGCGAUGUGGCAGGAGCUGCUGGUGUCGGGCACGGUGGGCGCGGCCGCCGUCGCGGCGCUGGCCGGAGGGGCCCUGAACGGAGCUCUUGGCCGGCGCAGCGCCAUCCUGCUCGCCAGCGCCCUGUGCACCGCGGGCUCUGCCAUGCUGGCCGCCGCCGCCAACAAGGAGACGCUGCUGGCCGGCCGCCUGGUCGUGGGGCUCGGCAUCGGCAUUGCUUCCAUGACAGUGCCCGUGUACAUCGCAGAGGUUUCUCCACCCAACCUAAGAGGCCGACUGGUCACCAUCAAUACUCUCUUCAUCACAGGGGGACAGUUUUUUGCAAGUGUUGUUGAUGGAGCCUUCAGUUAUCUGCAGAAGGAUGGAUGGAGGUACAUGUUGGGACUUGCCGCAAUUCCAGCUGUUAUACAGUUUCUUGGAUUUCUCUUUUUGCCCGAAAGCCCUCGGUGGCUUAUUCAGAAAGGACAGACUCAGAAGGCCCGCAGAAUUUUGUCUCAGAUGCGUGGCAAUCAGACCAUUGAUGAGGAGUAUGACAGCAUCAGAAACAGCAUCGAGGAGGAGGAAAAGGAAGUCAGCACAGCUGGACCUGUAAUCUGCAGAAUGCUGAGUUACCCCCCUACUCGCCGAGCAUUAGUUGUGGGAUGUGGUUUACAGAUGUUCCAGCAGCUCUCGGGCAUCAACACCAUCAUGUACUACAGUGCAACCAUCCUGCAGAUGUCUGGCGUGGAAGAUGACAGACUUGCAAUAUGGCUGGCUUCAGUGACAGCUUUUACCAACUUCAUUUUCACAUUAGUGGGAGUCUGGCUCGUUGAGAAAGUGGGUCGCAGGAAGCUUACCUUUGGUAGCUUGGCAGGCACCACAGUAGCACUUAUUAUUCUUGCCUUGGGAUUUCUGAUCUCAGCCCAGGUUUCCCCACGGAUCACUUUCAGACCAGUGGCUCCUUCGGGUCAAAAUGUCACCUGCACAGGACACAGUUACUGUAAUGAGUGCAUGCUGGAUCCAGACUGCGGUUUCUGCUAUAAGAUGAACAGUUCAGUUGUCAUUGAUUCCUCCUGUGUUCCAGUUAACCAAGUGUCUACAAAUGAGGCAGCCUGGGGCAGGUGUAAAAAUGAAACCAAGUUCAAAACAGAAGAUAUCCACUGGGCCUACAGUUUCUGCCCCACCCAGUACUACUGGAUGACACUCCUGGGUUUGGUUUUAUAUCUGGUUUUCUUCGCACCUGGAAUGGGACCAAUGCCCUGGACAGUGAACUCUGAAAUCUAUCCUCUCUGGGCAAGAAGUACAGGAAAUGCAUGCUCAGCAGGAAUAAACUGGAUUUUCAACGUCCUGAUUUCACUGACCUUUCUCCACACAGCAGAGUAUCUCACAUACUAUGGAGCCUUCUUCCUCUAUGCUGGCUUUGCAGCCUUGGGACUGCUUUUUGUCUAUGGCUGUCUUCCUGAAACGAAAGGAAAAAAGUUGGAGGAAAUUGAAUCACUCUUUGACAACAGGCUAUGUACAUGUGGCGCUUCUGACUCCGAUGAAGGGAGAUACAUUGAAUACAUCCGGGUGAAGGGAAGUAACUACCAUCUCUCAGACAACGAUGCUUCUGAUGUGGAGUAAUUUUCAGCUGGUGACAUUCUCGUUACUGAAUUGAAGGUGGGAGAAGGACCAGCACUUGGUCACUGCCCUGCUUGCAAGCCGAGUCUCCCCACAGUCCUUCUGAAUGACUCCAUAUUCUAGAAGACUCGACAAGGACAAAAAUACAACCAUGGUCAUGUUUAUUUUCAUAAACAGAAAUGCUAAAAAAAAAAAACCCACAGAGUUUUCUUAAGCAAAUGUGUAUAAUCCCUUCUUGAGACCGUCUAAACAUUACUGUUGUACCCGGUGACUUCAGUAGGACCCCUUUCUCCUAAGACCAUAUACAAUUAUUAGUAGCAAUACAGCCAGUGGUAAUCUAGGCAGAUUAUAUAUGUAUAUUUAUAAAGGAGUAUUUAAAAUGACCUAAAGAUAUUUAAUGCUAAAACAUGGUCUAUUGACCCUAAAUUUUCAUACCAAGUAGUGGCUUUUCUAUGAUGAGUUAGUACAAAGUGAAUUCCAUCUAAACUUCCAUCCACAAAUUCAGAAGUCCUAUAAGGACAUAGCUGUCCCUGUCUCCUUUGGAUUCCAGAUGUUGGCGUCUGUCUCCAGUGCAGACACAGUGAUUUCUUCAGAGACUGAAUACACAGGAUCUUUUGAACACUAUCCAAAGCAGGCCCUUUAAGGGUUAUUUUCAUACUUUUUUGCAUUGGUGAUGAGUAUAUUUGCACAGAUAAGCUAGCAUGUUUUGAUAAGUAUAUUUUAUUGUUAAAGUGAGAAAGAACAGAUUUUUAUAUAUCUUGAUCCGUUUGUCACAAUUGUAUGCACAACUGGAAUGCAAUUGUAAAUGUACAGAAGUGUCAGAUUGUCAACUGUAUUCCAGGGCCAGUUUAAUGCACACCAGAUUCUCCAUGUUGUCACCCCCAGGCUCCUGCUGCUCUGUGCCUUCCUUGGUGUUCAGUGACAGCUGCGGGCAGCCUGGUUUUCUCUUUCUGAUACACAAGAGGAAGGAAGUCAGUGGCAGAAACAGUUAUUGACAUUGAAUUUAAACUCUAGAAUUCUUUCUCCACAUUUUCUUGGCUCUUCCUAAGGACAGGAGCACACCUCACUACUAAUUACUGUGUUUUUUCCCUGAGAAAACACAAGCUAGUUUUAAUUCUGUCUUUUCUCAUUCCUAAUAAUUUGCUACACAACCAAAACUCAGAGCUGUGUCUGUUUCUUUAUCUCAUUCUUGGUUUGGUUUUCUAUCUACUCUAAAAACCAAGGUUUCUCCUUAGGAAAAGACAUAGAUAGGUUAUAAUCUACAGUCAGUAGAACAGGUUGACUUACCUUUUGACACUAUCUCUCAAAAUAUUUGGUGGUUUCUAUGUUCAUCCAACACUGAAUUCCUAGUUCUCGCCACCCUACUAAGAGCUAUGUGUGGUACAGACAAAACUCCAUGCUUACAAAACUCAUUUACUAGUUCUAAAACUAUGGAUGAAUCUAAUGGCCAGUUAGGAACACAUCAGUUUGAUGUUUUACACAAUGAUUUAAACACCUAAUUAAGUUCCAUAUCCAAGUGAAGGGAGGCUAGUAAUAAAAUGAAAUAUUUUGGCCAGUCUCCAAAAUGUUUAUUCCUCUUUUAAUGCCUGGCUUAUUCUUACCAUAAUUACCAAGCUGAGAUGCU
Phodopus roborovskii (desert hamster) is the source of this 3681-nucleotide messenger RNA. It is a transcript of the gene Slc2a13, whose product is annotated as solute carrier family 2 member 13. Gene Ontology annotation, molecular function: myo-inositol:proton symporter activity. The record is from RefSeq and is a predicted model, not a curated record. Lineage: Eukaryota; Metazoa; Chordata; Mammalia; Rodentia; Cricetidae. Gene Ontology annotation, biological process: transmembrane transport. Gene Ontology annotation, cellular component: membrane. The transcript has 10 exons. The coding region runs from base 144 to 2060 and encodes 638 amino acids.